This is a messenger RNA of Onychostoma macrolepis, 975 nucleotides long. It is a transcript of the gene cfap20, whose product is annotated as cilia and flagella associated protein 20. Gene Ontology annotation, biological process: positive regulation of cell motility; cilium assembly; regulation of cilium beat frequency involved in ciliary motility. Gene Ontology annotation, cellular component: motile cilium; ciliary basal body. The record is from RefSeq and is a predicted model, not a curated record. The coding region runs from base 255 to 836 and encodes 193 amino acids. The transcript has 6 exons. NCBI's taxonomy places the organism in Eukaryota, Metazoa, Chordata, Actinopteri, Cypriniformes, Cyprinidae.
GUCUCCUAGCAACUCCCAAAUAAACUUCGAAAAAGCUCGUCGGUGUCGCUGUCGAGGAUUUAUCAGACCAGACGGGACAUUUAACGCGUUAUAAAGCGCUUUAGUUUUAUAUACGACGAUUAUUUGAUGCAUACGUUUGUUUGUUAAUUGUAAAGCGGAACCCGAGAUCUGGAGUCCAGAGAUCCAGCCGGACGCGUUCAGAGCAGAAUAAACUGUGUAUGGUGUGGAUUCAUUUCAAUUAAAACCGCAGGAUUAUGUUCAAAAACACGUUUCAGAGCGGCUUUCUGUCCAUCCUCUACAGCAUCGGCAGCAAACCCCUGCAGAUAUGGGACAAAAAGGUCAGAAACGGACACAUAAAGCGCAUCACAGACAAUGACAUCCAGUCUUUGGUUCUGGAGGUGGAGGGGACGAAUGUGAGCACCACCUACAUCACGUGUCCUGCUGACCCCAAGAAAACCCUCGGUAUCAAACUGCCCUUCCUCGUCAUGAUCAUCAAGAACCUCAAGAAGUAUUUCACAUUCGAAGUUCAGGUACUGGACGAUAAGAACGUGCGGCGGAGGUUCAGAGCCAGUAACUAUCAGAGCACGACCCGCGUCAAGCCCUUCAUCUGCACGAUGCCCAUGCGGCUGGACGACGGCUGGAAUCAGAUCCAGUUUAACCUGUCAGAUUUCACACGCCGGGCGUACGGCACCAACUACAUCGAGACGCUGAGAGUGCAGAUUCACGCAAACUGUCGCAUCAGGAGGGUGUAUUUCUCUGACCGGCUGUACUCUGAGGACGAGCUCCCCGCUGAAUUUAAACUCUAUUUACCAGUACAAAACAAAGCAAAGCAGUGACACAGCAGUUUUAUCUGCACACGUUCAUAUUGGAUGGAUUUCUAGUGGCACUAUCUUUUUGUUGUUUUUCAAGUGUUGUUUUGGAUCUGUGUGAUUGGUUUCCAUCUGCUGAAUAAAUAUUUUAUAUGCACAAAGUGAA